AUGUCAGAAAAGACAAUCGUGGUGAUCACUGGUGCGAACACCGGCAUUGGAUACGAAGCCGUCAAGGCCUUUUUGACAGCCUCACAACCAUAUCACAUCUUUGUGGGAGGGCGUAGCCCAGAGAAAGUCGAAUCUGCCAUCAAAAGUUUUGGCGAUACAGGAAUCCACACUUUGGUCCCGUUCCAACUCGACCUUCUAUCUGAUGACUCGAUCGCAGCUGCGUAUGCAAAAAUCAGCGCCGAAGUUGACCACAUUGAUGUUCUUAUCAAUAAUGCUGGAUCCGCCUCUAAUACUCCAACUACUCGUGCAACUCUAAUUCAAGAUUAUAACGUCAAUGUCGCCGGAACUUAUGUCGUAACUGACACUUUUCUUCCACUGCUGAUCAAAUCCUCAAAUCCACGCCUUCUUUUCCUUACUAGCGGUUUGUCAUCUCAAGAAGAAGCUGGGCAGAAGGAUAGCCCUCGCUAUCACAACCCACCUGCUGGCUGGCCGAAACCCCCAGCUCCAGCGUUUUUGAGUUACAGAGCGAGCAAAACGGCGUUGAACAUGGUGAUGAUAGACUUCGACAGAUUGUUAAAGAACGAUGGAGUAAAAGUCUGGUGCAUUUCACCCGGCAUACUCGCAACGAAUCUGGGUGGGAACCCGGAGGCUCUCAAGAAAAUGGGGGCUGAAGACCCUUAUCUCGGUGGGUUAUUUAUCAAGGGCGUUGUCGAGGGAGCAAGAGACAGUGAUACUGGAAAGGUGAUCAGGCGACACGAAGUGCAACUUUGGUAA
This is a messenger RNA of Orbilia oligospora ATCC 24927, 774 nucleotides long. RefSeq lists its product as uncharacterized. The record is from RefSeq and is a predicted model, not a curated record. Lineage: Eukaryota; Fungi; Ascomycota; Orbiliomycetes; Orbiliales; Orbiliaceae. The coding region runs from base 1 to 774 and encodes 257 amino acids. The transcript is spliced from 2 exons.